Molecule: messenger RNA, 438 nt
Organism: Mya arenaria
Lineage: Eukaryota; Metazoa; Mollusca; Bivalvia; Myida; Myidae
Product: zinc finger protein 69-like
Exons: 3
Coding region: 1-438 (145 amino acids)
Biological process (GO): regulation of transcription by RNA polymerase II
Cellular component (GO): nucleus
Molecular function (GO): DNA-binding transcription factor activity, RNA polymerase II-specific; RNA polymerase II transcription regulatory region sequence-specific DNA binding
Source: RefSeq, a predicted model, not a curated record
AUGGCAAACGCAUUGAUGUCAUUUGUUUGCCGUGUUUGCGGGACUACACUGAAAACGGCAUGGGGGCUGCGACUGCAUGAGCAGCGACAUGACGGCCUAGGAAAGUACUCAUGCUGCCAGAAGUCAUUCCUCACCAAGGAAAGCUUGACACGACAUAUGUGCAGCACUCACGGGGAAUCCAUGCAGUAUGUCUGUACAAAAUGCAAACAAGUGUUUGCAACACAGGCAGAUCUUACACGACAUCGGCGAAGAGAAGAUGGUAUCCUUGCCGAAUGUAAAUGUGAUAUCUGCGGGCUUUCUUUUAAAGAAAAAAUUGACCUUAAGGCCCACAUGGACAGCCACACGGGCGAGAAGGGCUACACUUGCAACGACUGUGGGAAAAGCUACCGCCAUCGAAGCAGUUUAUGCAAACACAGGUCUUUAAAACACUCAGAAUAG